AUGAACAACGUGGACAAGAGCAAAGUAGAGCAUAAAUUGGUGGCAUACUCAAGAAAGCACAAGAAUCAAGAAGCAGUAGCCUGCAAAGACAUUUCUGAAGCUGCUAUAUUAUCACUUUCCUCUGCUUCAAUGUUCCUGGUGUUUGCAGCAACCUACAGCAAGGGGGGCAACCAGGAUGAUCAUUCUCCUGUAGUUCUGAGCCUCAAAUUGGCCAAUCUUGAUGAGAUUGAAGAAUCAAACAUUAUAAUGAUGCACACUAAAGUGGCCAAGAGCUGCAGAUAUUGUGAACAUCUAGUGACAUACGGCCUUCUAGUUGGAAUUAGGGAGCCAUGCUACUGCGGCUCUCUAUAUUCUAUCAAGAAAAAAAAAAGGCAUAAUGUGGCAAAUUUUUGUAAUUUCUUGACAGAAAUAAGCAAUAAUGGAAAGGGCCUUCCAAAGUUAUUGCACGAGAUUUUCAUGAAGGAUAAUCCACGAGCAAUACAAAUACCAAUUGGACCUUUAGCAACUUCAGAAACUUUAGAACCGAGACAUGAUGAUCCGGUGCUUUCCACUUGGUUUGAGAGGAUAGUUAAGCGAUGCGUCAUUGUGAACCCAAAAAUGAGACCCACGGCCAAGGAGCCGCUUCAGGAUGAAUUCUUCAAAUAUCAUGAUCUACAAGAUUUCGCAGGAGUCAUUCGUAGAGAUCUAUGGAAACUUGUAGAGAUUGAUGCUGAUUUAAUGAAGUUGACUUCUGAGAUGAAGCAUGUCUUGUCAUUAAUAUCUCCUUCAAAGACUUAUAUGGACCUCAAUAUUGGUUUAGCGUUGUGGUUGGCAGCUGGUGGUGAAGGAUGGAUUUAUGAGUGGAGCCUUUCUGGCCAACAGAUCAAGUAUAAGUCUGAGGCCAGGAUACUACUGGUUGGUUCUGGUGCAGAUGAACAGUGUGCUGGAUAUGGUCGGUUCAAAACAAAAUUUAGAAAUGGAAGUUGGCUUGCCCUGCAUGAAGAAAUGAAGUUAGAUAUGCAGAGAAUUUGGAAGAGAAACCUCGGGAGAGAUGACAGGUGCAUUGCUGUUAAUGGCAAAGAGGCUAGAUUUCCUUUCUUGGAUGAGGAUGUCAUACGAACUCUUCUUGAUAUUCCUCUCUGGGAGAUUGCAGACCUCAGCCAACCUAAUGGUAUAGGUGAUAAGAAGAUAUUGAGAGAGGUUGCGCAAUUGCUUGGCUUAUCUGGAGCAGCUGUUCUGCCCAAAAGAGCAAUUCAGUUUGGUACUCGAAUUGCCAGAGAAUCAAAUCGGAAAAACUUUGGAAGUAAUCGUGCUGCCAAUCAAGCAUCUGCUGGCAGUGUGGAUAUAUAUGGCUCUUCAAAUUUCUUACCUAAAUUACAUGAAAGCUGACCAAUGGAAAAGCUUUGUUCCGGGGGCUUUACUCGUAGUGACGAAAAUAAUUUGAUCAGCUGCGAUGUCACAAAAUCCAGCCAAUGUAAUACUGCUAGAUUUUUGUACUAGUAGUGUAGUAUAUGUUAUUGAUACUUCCAGCUGAUUUAUUUGAUGCUAUAGUUGUUUACACUAUCACCUACUUGUAGGUAGCAAUUGCUGUUCAUUGUGUCAAAAGGUAAUUUGCCCCAAAACAGUGUGCUACGUUGAAAUUCAUCUCUUUAAUGAAGAAUCAGUAGUGGUUAAUUUUAA
Coffea eugenioides is the source of this 1659-nucleotide messenger RNA. RefSeq lists its product as uncharacterized. Lineage: Eukaryota; Viridiplantae; Streptophyta; Magnoliopsida; Gentianales; Rubiaceae. The transcript has 9 exons. Gene Ontology annotation, molecular function: asparagine synthase (glutamine-hydrolyzing) activity. The record is from RefSeq and is a predicted model, not a curated record. Bases 1 to 1368 code for a protein of 455 amino acids.